This is a messenger RNA of Drosophila bipectinata, 2879 nucleotides long. It is a transcript of the gene pigeon, whose product is annotated as protein pigeon. Gene Ontology annotation, biological process: positive regulation of amyloid-beta formation. Gene Ontology annotation, cellular component: trans-Golgi network. NCBI's taxonomy places the organism in Eukaryota, Metazoa, Arthropoda, Insecta, Diptera, Drosophilidae. The record is from RefSeq and is a predicted model, not a curated record.
AACCAAAAUGCUGCGCCAGGAAAACUUGGCUGCCAACUUCUGUGGUCUGCUCGCCACCCAGGGAUACACAGAAAAGGCAAACGAAUGGAGAAUUCUGGGCCAGGAACAGGAUGGCUCCCUGCUCACCUCGUGGGUUUUUGAGUACUUGGGCGAGGAUCAACGGAAGGAGACUUGCAUCGGCCAUUUCCAUGCUACUAAGAAGCAGCUCCGCCUGCUCUGGACUCUGCCCAAAUGCUGUGAGAUUGUCCAGGCCAGCAUUAAUAGCAGUGUGACACUGCUGUCCUUUGUGGAGAAAACGGAGGGCAAGUUCUAUCAGGCUUUUGUGGUAGAAGUGCGUAGCUCUGAGGGCGGAACGGCCACACCCCUUAAUCCAGAGCCCACCUCCCGUCAGACGAUGACGCAGUUUUUGUGGCGUGGAGAGAGUGCCACGCGUACCUGCUGGCAGGAUAAGUUACUGGUGCUAACUCAUGAGGAGUCCAUUAAACAGUACACCUGCGUGGUGAAGCAGAGCUCCACGACUUCACAAACGGAAGGCAGCGCCUGGCGAUUGGAUACCAGCAUACUCACUUACGAAACCCUGGCCAAGAACUUUAGCUGGGCGCAGUGGGACGCAGAAGCACAGGCCCUGUACUAUAUUCAUCUAAAGCCAAAGGCCAAGAGCCUUAGUCUCUUGGACGAACGGGAGGAAGCUGGGGAACCGGCAAAGCCCAUACUCAGCCCCACUCUGUCAGCUUUUCAGUUUAAUGAGAAGCAGCCUACUGAAACGGUGCUUAAUAUACCUCUCAACUUGCCAAAGUUGCCCAACGGCUCUAAGGAGGAAACCCCUAGCUAUGAUGACGACGCGGUCCCAUUGCGUGUCCAUGACAGCUCCUUGAAUCUCAUUAUUCUGGCGGACAGUUCGGGCAUGUUCUUCGUAUGCCACUACUACCUUUACCAGCCCAUGCAGUCGGAGCAGAAGGGCGUGCACUUUGCCUACUCGGUGACCCUGCUGCACCAUGGCUGCGUGGUCCACUGCGUCAUGCCUGGAGUCCCUUGGACCAAAGCUCGUCUGCUGAGGCCCACAUUUGCAUUGCAUGGCCAACACCAUUUGUUGGUAUCGUCAGCGUUUUUUGUGCAUCUACUGGAUGUGGGGCUGCAGCACGAACCCAUUUGCCAUAUAGUGUGUGCUGCCCACAACCGAAGCCCUGAUCUAACGCAGCUGGUUCCAUUGAGGAAGUGGGGAUCUCUGGCCUACGAUGCGGCCACCUUGGACCUGGUCUCGUUGACAGUGUCUAAGUCACAUUUGAUUGAGGCUUUCCGAAGCGAUAACUCUUUGGAUAACAGGAUCAGUAUUAUUCACUACUUCCUGCUGCAUUCCAACGACAUGGACGUACUGGCCGAGCUGUUGAAUAGCAUCCUGGAAAGGCCACUCUCUCUGGACACCGUGGCUCUGCUUAAGGAGGCUCUCGUGGCGGGAAGUUAUGCGGCUGCGGUUCGUGGAUUACCGGAUGAUGCAAAAUCCCUAAUGAGGCUACUGCCCUUGACCACCGCAAUAGCUUCGCGACCAAUCCAUGCCCGAGUGGCUGAUAUCAGUGUGGGGCUUUCGCACGAAACCCUGCAUAAUACCAGCAUGAUGCUCCUGUCGCCGCAGCAGCGUCUCUCUCCAUACCGCACGGACAUUUGGACCAGGUUGUGGGACCUGCUUAACGAGUCCUCCAAGCAGGAGCAGCCACGAUUCAGCGCCGAGCAGGUCACCGAAAAGUUGAUCUUCAGUCUAGCCUGUUAUCAGCCGGAGGCUCUUUCCCGCUGUACCACACCACUUUCACCAGAUGCUGGUACUGGCGGCGGUUUCGGGGACUAUAGCAGUGGCAGUGCUUUUCCUUUCAGCAACGAGGUCCUGCCCUUCCUCGAACUAGAGGGCUGCACUGCCAGCAAGCAGGAGCAUGUCAUCUCGGUGUACCUGCGAGAGUUGAGCGUCCAUUUAGUGAAGCAUUCUUCAAAACCCAACACUGGGUUUCGUUGGCUGAAGGAGACUUUCUUCGAGCGCUCCCAGGCUCCGGCUCAUGUCCAUGCUGUGGCCUCCCAGUUCGUUUCUGCCCAGUUGGAACUGUCCCGGGCUCUUUGCUCUCUGGUGUGCAGAGCUGCCGGACUUGAUGCUCGCCUGGAGAUUCUGCGAGGCUUCCAAUUAAUUGACAAAAUGGCCGCCAAUCAGCAGCAUACACUUUUCCUGAUCUUGGAGCGCUAUUGCUUGGCCGUGGAGUCCAUUGCCUUUCCGUUGCCCGAAGGGUUCUCUUCGUUCUUCACAUACUUGGGCUAUAGGUCCCUGAGCUUUGAUAUGUUUCUGCAGUAUGUGGAAAAUCACGUUUUUGAGCUGCAGGUGGAUGUAAUGAAAGCUAUUGUUUAUGAUAUCGAGGACACUCCACUGGGAACGGAACGAAAACUUUCGCUUUUAUCGGCUCUCCCCAAGCAGCGGGCUCAGCGCCUUUUGAAAUGCUGGCAACAUCCGGAUAGCUUGAUGAUUCGUGGUCGGGAGCAUGCGACAAACAUUCUUUCGGGCCAGCAGCAGGAAUCCUCGCAUCAGCAGAGACCCACGACGACCAUCAAUCAAUCGCGAAACAAUGCUCGGAGUGAUUUAACUGCUGAAGCCCUAACUCCUUUGGACUCUUUUCUGGAUCUGUUGACGGCCAAGGCCAGUUUGAACGAGUUGGAUUAUAAUCUGCUUAUAGAAACUACUCUGAGCUCCAUUGAGCAGCUAAAAGUGGAGAAUUAAUGUGCUUGUACUUAGUAUAAAAUAAGUAUUAAAUGUAAUAAUUCGUAUUACUUAAAGGCCAAAGUAUAGUGUCAAAAUAUCAACCAUUCCGGUUAGAUUCUGUAAGGAAAGGUAUAUAAUUUAUUAGGUA